AGGAGAUGACCAGAGACUGCGGACACAGUACAGGAGAUGACCAGAGACUGCGGACAUAGUACAGGAGAUGACCAGAGACUGCAGACACAGUACAGGAGAUGACCAGAGACUGCGGACACAGUACAGGAGAUGACCAGAGACUGCGGACACAGUACAGGGAUGGUCAGAGACUGCAGACAAACUAGAGGAGACAGUCAGAGACUGCGGACAUAGUACAGGAGAUGACCAGAGACUGCGGACACAGUACAGGAGAUGAUCAGAGACUGCGGACACAGUACAGGAGAUGGCCAGAGACUGCGGACACAGUACAGGAGAUGAUCAGGGACUGCGGACACAGUACAGGAGAUGACCAGAGACUGUGGACAGUGCAGGGAAUAACCAGAGACUGCAGACAGUACAGGGGAUGACCAGAGACUGCAGACAGUGCAGGGGAUGACCAGAGACUGCUGAC
Messenger RNA from Staurois parvus, 451 nucleotides. The record is from the annotation of a GenBank genome assembly. Lineage: Eukaryota; Metazoa; Chordata; Amphibia; Anura; Ranidae.